Messenger RNA from Dendronephthya gigantea, 2843 nucleotides. Its product is annotated as neuralized-like protein 4. The transcript has 17 exons. Lineage: Eukaryota; Metazoa; Cnidaria; Anthozoa; Malacalcyonacea; Nephtheidae. The record is from RefSeq and is a predicted model, not a curated record. The coding region runs from base 67 to 2307 and encodes 746 amino acids. Gene Ontology annotation, molecular function: ubiquitin protein ligase activity; zinc ion binding.
CUGUUAUUUGUCUUCAAAGAAAAGGUGCAUGAGAAAGCCGAAGAAAACGUCGGAAUUUUUAUAAAGAUGGCAUCGCUCUUUGAUAUGUUUCUUCUUAGAGCCGCCAUGCGAGCAGCAAUGGAGAGCAGUGACGACGACGACGAUCCUGAUUCAACAACGGCUGUAACUCGAACAGAUCGUUUUGUCUUCCAUGAAAAACACAGUGAGCUCGUGUCGGUUAGUUCUGACAGGAAGACAGCAAAACGUCAGAUAUCCAUGCUUAGCUGUGAUCGAGGCAUAGCGUUUAGUGAACAACAGUUGCGCGAUGAUGAAGUUUUUGAAAUUCGUAUUGACGAAAUUAUGCCUUUCUCUAUGUGGGAACGUUCCCUAGAUAUAGGUGUUACUGCCUUGGAUCCUAUGUUUAUCGACCUUCCAAAGACUAUGACUGACAUCAUGAGUGGUGCAGGCACCUGGAUGUUAAGUGGAGAUACAGUGGUCAAAAAUAGGGUGAUAAUUAAACGCAGAUACUGUCGCGAUCUCAAAUCACUAUCAGCAGGUGAUCGUCUUGGUGUGUCUCGAACAAAAAAUGGUUAUCUUCAUUUCUUUAUAAAUGGUGAACACCAGGGAGUUGCUGCCAAAAAUGUACCACAAGGUGUUCAUGCUGUCGUGGAUAUCUAUGGAAAGUGUACUAAGGUUUCCAUUUUUUAUCCUGGAGGUAAUUCAUCUAACCGAAGUUACCCAUCUUCAACAGGACCCUCUCUGACAACACAGAGCGACCCCGAACUCACGAGAUAUAAAAAACAUCGUCAGUGGCUGCAGGAAUGUAAAUCCAAGGGAUUUCAACGUUGGGUAUUUAGUCAAGUAAUGUCAGCGACCUCAGAUGAUGAAAGAAGGGAACUCUUUCUGUUUACCAGCGCAUUUGGUCACUGUCUAGAUCAGGAUACUUCCACUUGUGAUGGGUGUAAAAAAAAGGUUCCUAUAAAAUCACAUCGCUAUUUAUGUAUGGAAUGUCAAAAUCUUGACUUGUGUGACAAUUGCUUUUCAUCUAAUAGAGAACCAAGAGAUCAUCAAUUGGACCACAAAUUGGCGGAGAUGAAGUGGCUUUGUAAAGGCAAAGAUUGUGGUGGGUUUAUUACAGGGGCUAGAUUCCAAUGCAUGGUUUGCAAAGACUUUGAUCUUUGUUAUGGUUGUCAGAAGACAAAGAACUGGCCCAUAGGGCACAAUGAGAAUCACACGAUGACAAAAAGUUCAACCCUAACAGUUCAAAGAGGUCGGCCGCAAAGUCAACAGAGCCCGCGAGCAGGCCAACAGAGUCAAAGCGGAGCGACUGCCUUCAGUACUUCAAACAGUAACUAUUGCCCCAAAGGAGAGCAUAAUUUUUCUCCUGGUAAAUGCGUUAUCUGCACGAAUUGUGGCGGAUGUACUGGCUAUGGGAAAAAUUGUGUUAUGAGCAACAAACGGAGCAGCAGUACCCCUAAAGAAUUAUGUGGAUGCGGCUAUGGUGACGCUGGGUGCACAAAAUGCGGAGUAUGCAAAGGUUGCGUAGACAAAAUAAAAGCGAGCCCAGUCACCUCGAGGCCCUCAGUCACUCCCAGGCCGAUGACUGCGGCAACGCAGAAAUGUGAAUUUCGAGAGAUGUGUGAACGUUAUGUUAAAUCUUUGAAAAUUGCAGAUGAAUAUUUCGACGAUACUCCAGCUUUCAAUAAAUGUUUCUGUGAAGACUGUCACAAAGCUCGAGGGGACAGAGAGUGUUACUCCCGUGGAAACCCCGCAAAGAUUUACGCCUUACCCAUUGGCUGGAGUCGGUUUGCUAUUAAAGUUGGUCCACACGCCAACGUAUUGAAGAUAUUCGAGAAUUGGCACGUUGCGUUUCAUGGAACCGAGGCAAAAUACCUACAACUAAUAUUUAACAAUGGUGCUCAAUUGCUCAUGGCAGGGGAUGUUGCCUAUGGAGGAAGCGAGUUACAUGAAGGUGAAGGACAUUACAAUGCGAACUGGAAACCACGGGGAUUUGACACGAAGAAAAUUUUUGUUUCUCCAAGUAUCAAAUAUUCUGGCUGUGCUGUUUAUGCAAAGAAACAAAGUUUCAUUGAUCCUGUUGCAAGUAAAAAAGUAGCAGCACAAGUUGCCUUACAAGUGUUGAUACGGCCAGGUUCCUAUCAGGUUGGAAAAACAACUGUGGAACGAGCCCAACCUUUUGAUGCUAAUUUUAGCGAUGAAGAACUAGAAUGGUCAACAAAAGAAAGAGGAGCCGUGAUUGUAACUGGACUACUCGUUAAAAUCACAAAGGUUAAUACUGAGGCGGAACAGAGCAAGCAAAGAUUUUAGUAUUAGUUCAUGCUUAUUAUUAAAAGCAAUAUCAGCUUGACUUAGUGUGACAUGGAAACAGUGUACAUUGCCUAGAAAGUUCCUGGGAUGAUGCAUUUAGGAAUGCCAUAUAAACACUCAGUUUGCGAGUUUAUAUUAAUGGUGCAUGCCCAUAGAGAAGUGAGGGCAAAUACCAGAACAUAUUUUUAUAGCUCAAGAUAAUAGACACCUUCCUGGUACAACUUGGUAAUCUAUGGUUAUAUGCAUGUCUAUCACUAAUAUUUUCACUAAUAUAUAUCGUGUCCGGUAGAGCCUAUGCAAUUUGAAUAUAUUAGUCUUUUUCACAAAACAUCUCAUCUACUUAUUUUAUCAGCAAAUUGUAUGCAAACUCACAUGUGCAUGACCAGACGUUGUUGGUCAGAUAUAGUAUAGAAAAAAUUAUGUACGUAGGCAUACAGUCUGGCAGUGGGCACUGAUAUCAGUGGUAGUGGGGGCACGGUUGCGAGAAACAUUUAAAUCAAGCAAAGUUGAGCAAAUUUGAAUGUACAAAAGUUGAU